GGCGUGCCCACGGCUCUAGGGUGUCGCCGCGGUGGCUCCCAUUCGAAGGCGACGGCGGUCGUCUGUAUUUCGGUCCUAAUCUCCUCUGCAAAAGCGAAUUUACGCCGAACAGACAGCGAUUUCAAACCCACUUUCAUGUUCGGUUUAUUACCCAUUCUUGUCGGUCGAGCUUCUGGCAGGGCCCUGGAAUGACGGGGUGUGUGGAGAAUUUGAAUUAGCUCGCCAUUAGUUUGAAGAAAGAGUGAGUCGGGGUAGAGGCAGAGAGGAGCCAUUUUGUCCCGACUGUGUGGGAGAAAAGAAAGAGUGGAAAAGAGGAAUCACACGGGAGGAAAUCCUAUUUUUGCUUUCUGUUCUCAUGCUGUAGCGGAGGAAAGAGUCGGGCUUGGGAAUUUGCACUUCUUGGACUCGUCAACGGGCACGUUAUUUGGGUGAUAUUUAGCCAACUAGCUUGCCAAGCUAAUCAACAGAUCCCAGAUUGUUAACUGUUAACUGUCAGGUGGACUGGAGCAAGUUGGUCGGCUUGGCCAAGGAGCUGACUUUAGACUUCACACAGACGUGCUAGCUUAUCGUUUUUUUUUUGUUACUGGGGUGAACGCGUACUGGUUUUUCAAUGGCGAAAAAGACGUACGACUUGCUCUUCAAGCUGCUUCUGAUCGGCGACUCGGGCGUGGGGAAGACCUGUGUGCUGUUCCGCUUCUCUGACGACGCCUUCAACACAACCUUCAUCUCUACCAUAGGAAUAGACUUCAAGAUCAAAACUGUUGAAUUACAAGGAAAGAAGAUCAAACUACAGAUCUGGGACACAGCGGGCCAGGAACGAUUCCACACCAUCACCACCUCCUACUACAGAGGAGCCAUGGGCAUCAUGCUGGUCUACGACAUCACCAACGCCAAGAGCUUUGAAAACAUCAGCAAAUGGCUGCGCAACAUCGACGAGAGAAAAAAGAUUGAAAUUCAGCUGAAGUCUGAGCUGAAGCUGAAAGUUGCCAGCGCGAGAAAACAUGCCAAUGAGGAUGUUGAGAGAAUGCUGCUAGGCAACAAGUGUGACAUGGAGGACAAGAGGGUUGUACCAAAAGCCCGGGGAGAGCAGAUCGCGAGGGAGCACGGCAUUAGGUUUUUUGAGACGAGUGCUAAGGCCAACAUCAACAUCGAGAAGGCUUUCCUCACGUUAGCAGAAGACAUCCUCAGAAAGACGCCCGUAAAAGAGCCAAACAGUGAAAACGUGGACAUCAGCAGCGGCGGGGGAGUCACAGGCUGGAAGAGCAAGUGCUGCAGCUGAACGUCUGCUCAGUCCGGCCCACACUAACGCACACAGUCACACAAAGACACACACCCUCUCUCUCUUUAACUGCUAACUCUAACUCUCGCCCUCUAACCUGUCUCAUGAGUUUUUCUUGAACACUGACACUUGUUAUCAGAAUAAACCGAAAAACCCCUCAUCGCCCCCCCCCCCCCACCACCAUAUUCCCCCACGCUGCAUUUGAUGAUCAUUUUUAUUUCUGAUAAAAAGAGAAAUCCAGUCACGUUUCUUGUCAUUUGUUUUAAAGAUUAAGAAAAAAAGAAGAAAAAAAAAACGUGUGAACGAUUCAUAUUUUUAAAUUUUACUUUGCCUGAGCUCACCUGGUUGGACAGCCUCACCUGCCCCUUAAACCCCACCCACCAGAGCACGCACCGCCAGUCAGAGGAGAUCCGAGAAAAUCCAACAAAAAAGACAAAUGUAGGAUUAACAUUUUGUACACUUAGUGAAGUUUCUGUUGUCUAACCGUAUUUGGUCAUUUCCUGUUUGUUACCAAGUGACAGAGGCGUGGCUAGCUCCUUUUGUAUGUGGGGGUUAUUUUGUCCUGUGCCUUAUAUGGAAGACAGGGGGCGGGGCUGUGUGGUGGGCGGAGACACAUCCACCCAAUGAAAUUACAGUUAAACAUUCAGUCGGUUCAGGCCGAGCUGAAUGGAAAGAGUUUGAAUUUCUUCUUCAGCCAAGAGAACGGCAUUAUUCAGUAUGUCCUGUUUAUCGAUGUUUUAAUUUGUUCUGUAUGGUUUAUUUUACUUUUUGAGUUUUUUCCCUUUUUUUGGGUUGAUUUUUUUUU
Molecule: messenger RNA, 2084 nt
Organism: Menidia menidia (Atlantic silverside)
Lineage: Eukaryota; Metazoa; Chordata; Actinopteri; Atheriniformes; Atherinopsidae
Source: the annotation of a GenBank genome assembly